AUGCAGGAUACGGCGAGACCCGAUGAGCCUCCCCUCGCCUCGCCCCAGCAUGGUCAGCAGCAGCAGCAGCAGCUCCAAGGCCAGCCUUCUAAGCCGCUGGCAGGUGCGGCCCUAGCAGGCUUGUCCGGCCCGGCAGGAACCCCGAGCACCCGCGUCUGCGUCUGUGCCGGCCGCACAUCACCAUCUUCAUGGCAGACCGACUCCCCUCCCGCCCAGGCAGGUCAGGCCAAGCCACCAAGUGCCGCACCCGGCAGUGCGGGGCCGCCUUCGCUCACGCCUCCGCGCCUCACGGCGCAGGACAUCGCGACGCUGGCGGCACGGUUCACCAACAAGCCCAUCUCGGAAGGGUACGAGGUCGAGGCCCGGACAACACUCGAGUUCAGCCUGUCGGAGCCGGCGGUGCGGCACGCGCUCACGGCGCUGCAGUCCCUGUACAAGACGCUCGAGGACCACGGGCACGAGUUCCCGCACGGGCGCCUGGCGGUGCCGACGGUGUACCACGGGCUGCAGGAGUACAAUAAUGCCAUUGUCAACCUGGCAGACAAGCUGGCCGUCAUGGACCGACGGUCGUGUGAGGUGGCGCUGGUUUGCUGCCGGCUCUUCAUUAGCAUUGGCACCAUCACGCGCGACUACACGGCGGUGGCGGAGCACUACAUCCGCGGGAUGCGCAUCAUGCAUGAGGCGGCGACACGGCCGUACCUCGACGCACGAGGCAACGUGAUACCGACGCAGAACGGCGAGUUCCCCAAGAUUGACAUCUUCAUGAUCAAGAUCUUCAUGUCGCCCGACCGCAUGGCGCCCGCGUGCAAGGAGGCCGCGCUCGCCAUCGGCCGCCGGCGCCGGCUGCCCCACGGGAUCAUCAGCAAGCUUGCGCUACAGCACUUUGACAACGUGUCGCGCCUGCGGCCCGGGGCCGACGCGUCCAAGGUGCUCGCGGAGAAGGACGUGCUGGUGACCAUGCUCGCCGACCUCAACCUCGACCGCCAGGAUGGGCCCCGCCAGCUCGGCGCGUACCACGGUCGCUUCCACUUCCUCUACCACUCCGCUCUCACCAUUGCCGUCAAGCUGUCCCUGUGGGCGCCUACGGAUGAUAUUAGCGAGCUGAAACCCGUGUUUGAGCGCGUGAGCGCGGUGUCUGGCUGCGUAAUCUAG
This is a messenger RNA of Parascedosporium putredinis, 1152 nucleotides long. Lineage: Eukaryota; Fungi; Ascomycota; Sordariomycetes; Microascales; Microascaceae. The record is from the annotation of a GenBank genome assembly.